Molecule: messenger RNA, 817 nt
Organism: Pelagomonas calceolata
Lineage: Eukaryota; Pelagophyceae; Pelagomonadales; Pelagomonadaceae
Source: the annotation of a GenBank genome assembly
CUAGCGACCUGUAAGACACUAGCCUCAGUGCCCAAGGCCAAAAAACUGGUCACAGCGGUGCUCUGAGUCGCUUAAAGAGGCGCAGAGUGGCCUCUGAGUUCAGUCUAAGUCGCUGCGCUGGCAGCACUGUAAAACAGCGAGUCUCGGGGACAAGAUGCCAGACUCCGAUGACACCCGCUCCACAAGUGAGAAGCGCCACCAAGCGCUCGAAGCCCAGAUGAAGCAGCGCCAGUUCGUGCAGCGUUUGAAGGAGCGCGGUGAGCGCAUCAAAAAUGCCGAGUCGACGCCACUUGAGAAGGAGUUAAGAUCCCGGCUGUGGUGGGAAUGCGCGCUGGCCGGGACCGCGACUUGCAUCGGUACGGCGGCGCUUCUAAGACGGCGCGCCGGCGUCGUGGCGUCGACCCUCGGAGGGAUCCUAGUGGGCAAUCUGACCUUCGGCGGCGUCUUCGCGCGGCGCGUCGAGCCCUUCUUCGAGAAGAUCUGCGCGCAGCCGGAGCACUCGCCCCGCGUCGAUUCUCUAUUGUGCCCGACGUUCCUCGACCUGAAGGCCAUGAUGGCCGAGGAGCCGCCCGCCAAGGCGGUGUCCGGGGCCAUGACGCGCAUCUGGGAGCUGUGCGAGGCGCGGGCGGAGCGGUUCGGUGGUGGCGCUGCUUCCAACAGCGACGACGGCUGGGCCGGGCAGCCAUCGGCCGACGACUGGUCGUCGCCCGGAGGCCCGUCGGACGACUGGGCGUCGCCCGGAAACCAAUCAACGGACGAGGACCGGUGGUACCAGCCGCCGCCGCCGAAAAAAUAAAGAUGAUGUGUUGUCUACAAG